ACCUAAUAAUGGAUCCAGCCCUGCGGGAAGAUGAACGCACCUCCCCUCGCUCCUCGCUCCUCGCUCGGAUGUCGGCAGCGGGAAGUCUCUCAUUCAUGCCGCCAUAGGCGACUAUGAACACGCUCGACACGCACUUUAUUUACAGGCAGUGUUCGUCCUCUCCUGUCCGCCAUGAUAGACGAGCAGAGAUCGUCUGAUUGAUUGCUCAUGUCUGGCCUGAUGACCACUCUCAUCCAGCCCUCAUCUACUCAUCAACACCCGUGCUCACCUGCGUUCCAGCGAUCGGCAGAAGGACGAAGGACUUCACCCGAUGCGUUUGGCGGCCCGGAGACGUAGGAAGUCAAGUCCCUUUCCUGAGCCGUGUGGGGCGAGGGGCUUCUCUGCCCAAAAGAAAACCGCGCAGACAAACUCAGGGGCGUAAGGCCCUCCACAUGCCUACUUCAUGUCAGCAUGGCACUCACGGGGUGGAAACAUGGCAGAACCACCCGGUUGGACCAUGGCUGUGUCCCACACAGCCCUCCUGUGGCUGGGCACCACGGCACGUUGUUGGACGCCAGGCCCAGGUGCACGCCUGAACACGUGCGCCUCAAGUCGUCCGCGGUGAACUUCUCCAGAGUCAAAACAAUGCUCUCCCUGCUGGGCAUGACUCUGACCUUCCUGGUCACGGCCUCCUACGUCCUGACGUGGGACAAGAAGGGAGUGCUGAGCGCCGCCUAUCAAGUCAAAGGCGACAACGUCUCCAGCGGCAGCGCCGCAGCAGCGAUGGCGGCGCUCUCCUCAGAAAAGACUUCAGUGGACAUGAAGCAGCUAAUGAGGAUGAUCCACCCUAAAUUGGAAUACCCACCUAGGAGGGCUCCUGAGGAAAAGGACAUCAUCGAGACGGACCCUCAGUUGUUCUCUGUCAUCCCUCGCCACUUCCUGCCGGGGAUCAAAAGCCCCUGCUGGUACCAGGAGUUCUCAGGCGGGACGAGCGACAAUCCCUACAAGAGGAACCUCUUCGCCGUGCGCUCCAAGAGCUUCUUGGGCGUGAGCGACCAGCUGAGGUCCAACUUCCGCCUGCGGCGCCGCGACGGCGGGCAGUUCCGCCUGCGAUGCCUGCCUUACUUCUACAUCAUCGGCCAACCCAAAUGCGGCACGACCGACUUGUUCUACAGGAUGCUGCUCCAUCCCCAGGGCCGCUUUAACUUCAUGAAGGAGCCACACUGGUGGACCAGGAAACGCUUUGGUUACAUCCGCUUCAAAUACGGCUCCCAGAGAAGAUUCCCCGUGGAAGAUUACCUGGAUCUCUUUGACCUGUCAGCCCACAACAUUCACGCACCCAGCAGUGGAAACCCCCCCACAGAGCGCCCCCUGCAGCUCCUAACAGGUGAGGCCAGCGCAUCCACCAUGUGGGACAACCAAGUGUGGAGGUAUCUCCAUGGCGACGGGGAGGAGACAGAGCCCCCCUUCCUGGUCCAGGACUUCAUCCACACGGCCCAGCCGGGGGCCAAGGUCAUCGUCAUGCUCCGAGAACCUGCAGAGAGGUUGUACUCGGACUACUUGUACUUCAACGCGGCCAACAAGUCAGCAGAGGACUUCCAUCAGAAGGUGGUCAGAUCUGUCAAGCUCUUUCAGUCCUGUCUUCUGGGGAGGUCUCUUCGAUUCUGUGUGUACAGCACCAGCCUGGCCAACUCACUUCAGGUGAGGCUCAACCUGGGCCUCUACAUCGUCUUCUUGCUGGACUGGUUGAGCGUCUUCCCCAGGGAGCAGAUCCUGGUUCUGCGGCUGGAGGACUACGCUACAAACCUUGAAGGCACGCUGGACGAAGUCUUCUCUUUUCUGGAAGCAGGGCCUUUACCCAAAGAAGCCAAGGCGGCGCUGGUCCAAAGGCCGUCGUCCAACACCCGGCGAGCGGCCGACAAGAACCUGGGCCCCAUGCUGCCGUGCACCAGGAGGCUCCUGGGGGACUUUCACCAGCCCUUCAACCACAAGUUGGCAUCUGUACUCCAGGACCAGGCCUUCCUUUGGAGUGACUCUUGACUUCCUUCUCGGAAAGACACUCAGUCAGGUUUGCAUUCUGCUAUUUAUUGCUUUGGAGAGAGGUUGCAUAUUUUUUAUUAUUAUUAUUCAAAAGUCAAACAAAAUAAUACACACUAAUACAAUAAUAGUACAAUUCCAGCAACAUUCAGAAUAACAGUCAACAGAGCAAUUGAGGACACACACACAUGACACAAAACAAUCCAAAAGUAGUCAAACAAAAAUGAAUAAUAUCAACAACAGUAUCAAUAAUAAUAAUAAUAAUUCCAACAUAACAGUGAUUACAAAUCCCUCAUUUACAUUAUCAUCACAGACAUUUAUAACAAAAAAAUCAAAUAAAAACAUUUAAAAAAUGAUUGAUUGUGUGUU
Entelurus aequoreus (snake pipefish) is the source of this 2385-nucleotide messenger RNA. RefSeq names its product carbohydrate sulfotransferase 15-like. The record is from RefSeq and is a predicted model, not a curated record. The coding region runs from base 451 to 2019 and encodes 522 amino acids. Gene Ontology annotation, molecular function: N-acetylgalactosamine 4-sulfate 6-O-sulfotransferase activity. Lineage: Eukaryota; Metazoa; Chordata; Actinopteri; Syngnathiformes; Syngnathidae. The transcript has 10 exons. Gene Ontology annotation, biological process: hexose biosynthetic process.